This is a messenger RNA of Brachypodium distachyon (stiff brome), 929 nucleotides long. RefSeq names its product 60S ribosomal protein L12-3. Gene Ontology annotation, biological process: translation. The record is from RefSeq and is a predicted model, not a curated record. The transcript is spliced from 2 exons. Lineage: Eukaryota; Viridiplantae; Streptophyta; Magnoliopsida; Poales; Poaceae. Gene Ontology annotation, molecular function: structural constituent of ribosome; large ribosomal subunit rRNA binding. Gene Ontology annotation, cellular component: ribosome; cytosolic large ribosomal subunit. Bases 92 to 592 code for a protein of 166 amino acids.
UCUGCUUCCCGAACCCUACUGCUCUUCCAAAGUCUCUCCUCUCCCAAACCCUCCUGCCGCCGCCGCCGCCGCCUACCACCGAGCAGCAACCAUGCCGCCCAAGUUGGACCCAUCGCAGGUGGUGGAGGUCUAUGUCCGCGUGACGGGAGGCGAGGUCGGCGCGGCGUCGUCGCUUGCCCCCAAGAUCGGCCCUCUCGGUCUCUCCCCUAAGAAGAUCGGUGAGGACAUCGCCAAGGAGACGGCCAAGGACUGGAAGGGCCUCCGCGUCACCGUCAAGCUCACCGUCCAGAACCGUCAAGCCAAGGUCUCCGUCGUCCCUUCCGCCGCGGCCCUUGUCAUCAAAGCCCUCAAGGAGCCCGAGAGGGACAGGAAGAAGGUGAAGAACAUCAAGCACAGUGGCAACAUCAGCCUAGACGACGUCAUCGAGAUCGCCAAGAUCAUGAAGCCCAGGUCCAUGGCGAAGGAGAUGACCGGGACUGUCAAGGAGAUCCUCGGUACCUGCGUCAGCGUUGGGUGCACCGUCGACUCAAAGGACCCCAAGGAUCUUCAGACGGAGAUCGACGAUGGCGAGGUCGAGAUUCCCUCCGCUUGAAGGCUUGAGAUUAUCAUCUGAUGACAUGGAAGUCAUGUCCUUUUCCAAAUGCUGCUUCUGUAUCUCACCAAGGACGUGACCCUUCCUAUUUUUGUCAUGCUUUUGUAGUAAUCUUGUGGGACCUGUUACCGCACUUGGACAAAUCAAUCUAUAUACCAUUGGAUGUGGUGAAAAGUUCUUGCAUGUGUUGGUUCAUUUAACUGGGUGAUGCCUCGUAGUGACAUAGUAGUACCCUAUGCAAUCGAGGUUGUUUACCUGGAUGAAAUGCGACUCUUUAGGCCGAGGAUCCUUGUAUCCCUCAUUUGACUGAAAUGGUGCAAGUGUUGAGUUGCUCUUC